AUGUCGUGGUGUAUAAAACAUCCUGAAUAUUCAAAAGAAAAUGAUAGGAUCAACUCGUACAUACACGCCCGAACGAGAAGUUUUGUUAGCGAAUGCAGAAUCGAACUCGCUGAAGCAGGAUUCUUCUACGCAGGAAAAAAGGACCAAACGAUUUGUUUUUACUGCGGUGGUGGACUACACCAUUGGCAAGAUAUCGAUGAUCCUUGGGAAGAACACGCGAAAUGGUUUCCCAAGUGUCCGUUCGUAUUGGUACACAAAGGACAAGAUUUCGUCAACGAAAUGAGAUCCAGAACCGAAAGAAACGCCCUACAAAAGAAAAGGAUUCCAACAAACAACAUUGCUGUACCCCCACCGAUAGAAGAAUCAAACAUCGAGUUUGGCUUCAGUGAAUUGGAUGCAGCAAUGAGGACACCUCCACCACUAGACUUGCUGGAGGUUGAUGGUGAUCGGUCAUUCCUAAAGACUGAGUAG
Macrosteles quadrilineatus (aster leafhopper) is the source of this 471-nucleotide messenger RNA. Its product is annotated as baculoviral IAP repeat-containing protein 3-like. NCBI's taxonomy places the organism in Eukaryota, Metazoa, Arthropoda, Insecta, Hemiptera, Cicadellidae. Bases 1 to 471 code for a protein of 156 amino acids. Gene Ontology annotation, molecular function: cysteine-type endopeptidase inhibitor activity involved in apoptotic process; ubiquitin protein ligase activity. The transcript is spliced from 2 exons. The record is from RefSeq and is a predicted model, not a curated record. Gene Ontology annotation, cellular component: cytoplasm; nucleus; spindle microtubule. Gene Ontology annotation, biological process: positive regulation of protein ubiquitination; negative regulation of apoptotic process; regulation of cell cycle.